This is a messenger RNA of Melanotaenia boesemani (Boeseman's rainbowfish), 1995 nucleotides long. It is a transcript of the gene dnajc3a, whose product is annotated as DnaJ (Hsp40) homolog, subfamily C, member 3a. NCBI's taxonomy places the organism in Eukaryota, Metazoa, Chordata, Actinopteri, Atheriniformes, Melanotaeniidae. The record is from RefSeq and is a predicted model, not a curated record. The transcript is spliced from 12 exons. Gene Ontology annotation, biological process: protein folding in endoplasmic reticulum. Gene Ontology annotation, molecular function: protein-folding chaperone binding; misfolded protein binding. The coding region runs from base 122 to 1630 and encodes 502 amino acids. Gene Ontology annotation, cellular component: endoplasmic reticulum.
AAGUAAUACACUACAGCGGCCAACACAUGGGGCUUCUGAGAGUUAGGCUAAGCACUAGUUAUAACGUCAGUUGUCAUCUGUGGAACAUAACGAGAUCGACUUGUGAGAUCCAAAUUCAGCCAUGGUUUCAAUUGACCAUGUAUCUCACAAGUUACUGACGUACAUCCCAUAUGUUCUUGUUUUGAUUGAUAUGCGAUAUGAAGGAGUAAAAUGUGGAAAAGAUGGAAGUGUGGACAAUCACAUGGAAAUGGGAAAGAAACUGCUCGCUGCUGGCCAGCUAGCUGAUGCUCUGUCUCAUUUCCAUGCUGCUGUUGAUGGAGAUCCGAAGAACUACAUGGCAUACUACAGGAGAGCUGCGGUGUUUCUAGCAAUGGGGAAGUCUAAAUCUGCACUGCCAGAUUUAAGCAGAGUUAUUGAACUCAAGCCAGACUUCACAUCUGCAUGGCUGCAGAGGGGACACCUUCUUCUGAAGUGGGGAAAGCUGGAUGAAGCGGAGAGUGACUUCAAAAAGGUGCUCAAGUCCAACCCAAGUGACAAAGAAGAAAAAGAAGCCCAAAGUCAGCUGGCAAAGUCAGAUGAAAUUCAGCGGCUUGUGGCUCAGUCACGCAGAAGCUUCAGCAGCAAGGAUUAUAUGACAGCUGUUGCUCAGCUUGAUGCUAUCAUUGAGACCUGCAUUUGGGAUGCAAACUCCCGUGAGAUGCGAGCAGAGUCUUAUAUUCAAAUGGGAGAGAUGGGGAAGGCCAUCAGUGACCUGAAAGCUGCAUCCAAGUUAAAAAAUGACAACACACAGGCUUUUUAUAAGCUCAGCAACAUCUACUAUAAUCUUGGAGACCAUGAGAUGUCCCUCAAUGAGGUGCGUGAAUGCCUGAAGCUGGAUCCCGACCACAAGCAGUGUUACAGCCAUUACAAGCAAGUCAAGAAGCUCAAUAAACAGAUCCAGUCUGCAGAAGAGCUCAUUCAAGAGCAGAGGUAUGAAGACGCAGUCAGCAAGUACGAGGCAGUGAUGAAGACUGAACCCAACGUGCCACAUUUUUCACUUCUCGCCAAGGAGCGAAUCUGCCAUGCAUUAGUACACGACCAGCAGGGCAGCAGAGCUAUCUCAGUGUGCAGCGAAGUCCUCCAGUCGGACCCUGAAAACGUUAAUGCGCUGAAGAAUAGAGCUGAAGCUUAUGUCCAAGAUGAACAGUAUGAAGAAGCCAUUAAAGACUAUGAGAAUGCUGCAAAACACAGCGAGAAUGACCGUCAGAUUAAAGAAGGCCUGGAAAGAGCGCAGCGACUUCUCAAACAGACUAAGAAGAGGGAUUAUUAUAAGAUCCUGGGAGUGAAGAGAACUGCCCAGAAAAAGGAGAUUAUCAGAGCCUACAGGAAACUGGCACAACAGUGGCACCCAGACAACUUUCAGGAUCCAGAAGAGAAGAAGAAGGCAGAGAAGAAGUUUAUAGACAUCGCUCAGGCUAAAGAGGUUCUCACUGAUCCAGAGAUGAGAACCAAGUUCGAUCACGGAGAAGACCCCAUGGAUCCAGAGAGCCAGCAGAGUCACCAUCAUCACUUCCAUGGAGGUUUUCAUGGUUUCCAGGGAUUUAAUCCAUUUGGUUCUGGGCCAUUUAAUUUCAAAUUUAAUUUCAACUGAAAAGGCUUUUUAUCCAGCACAUCUGGAGUAGAUUUUUCUACUUUCCUCUCUAUUUAAAAGGGAGAUCACUGGCAUAAAAAAACCCUCACUUUGUGUCAAAAAAGGGUAGAGCAAAUGGUGACUUUGACUUCAGUUAAAUAUGCAUUUUAAUGCAGAAUAAUGCAGCUUUGAAUUCCAACUGGGGAAGGUCUGUUGCUAUGCUAACAAGUCUGCCUUGUGUGAAGCUAUUCAUCAACAGUAAGCAGUCAGUUCAGACACAUCGUUUCCACUCUACAAAUCAUAUCCAUUCCCAAGAUUCAAUUUGUUUGAGUACAUAUUUUUAUAUGGAACUUUUUCUGAAUUGUAAAUAAAGACCUAUUUAUGUA